AUCAUGUUCAGCUCCAUGAGCUGGUUCGAAGAUAAAGUCGCGGUUCCCAUGACAGCUUCAUCACUGAUUCUCGUUGCAAGACGAGAGACCUCAUUUGCAAAGCAUUCUUCUGCUACCAUCCACACUUAAAAACAUCAUCUACCGACACCAACCAAUCCACUUGCACCAAAAGGAUAUACACAAUGUCCCUUAUCGACUCCCCCGCCAUCCCUAAGGGCUCCCUGGUGGUAGUCACCGGCGCUACUGGCUUCAUUGGCUCGCACAUUUCCGACCAAUUCCUGCAGCGUGGCUACAAAGUCCGCGCGACGACUCGCGAUGUGAGCAAGAACGCUUGGGUCUCCGAGCUCUUCGCGGAGAAGUACGGCGCCGACAAGUUCUCCCUCGUCGCGGUCCCGGACAUGGCCGCCCCCGGCGCCUUCGACGACGUGGUCAAGGGAGCAGCAGCGGUCGUCCAUACCGCGACUGACACGAGCCUCAGCCCGAACCCGAACGCCAUCAUACCCUGGACCGUCGAGAUGGUACUGAGCGCCAUACGCUCCGCUGCCAAGGAGCCCCUAGUGAAGCGCUUCGUGCUCACCUCGUCUUCCGUCACCGCGUCGGCGAACCUGGCAGACACGCCGGGAACGCUGACUGUGGAUAGCUGGAACGACGGUGUCAUCGAGGUCGCAAACCGCCCGCCGCCGUAUGAGCCCGAGCGGGCCUGGUCCGUAUACGCUGCGGCCAAGACCUUAGCCGAAAAGGAGGCGUGGAAGUUCGUGCAGCAAGAGAAACCGGCAUUCGUGCUCAACACCGUACUACCCAACCUGGCCCUCGGCAAGAGCCUUUCUGUUGAGCAUCAAGGCCAUCCGAGCACUGCCGGGAUGCUGGCUGCGUUGUUCAAGGGCGACGCAACGUAUAUGAAGAUGCUUCCACCUCAGCACUUUGUUGAUGUGCAGGACGCCGCCCGCCUGCACGUGGCCGCUGCUAUACACCCGGACGUGGUGUCGGAACGCAUAUUUGGGUUUGCAGCGCCUUACAACGGAGAUUUGAUACUGGACAUCUUCCGCAAGAUGCAUCCCAAUAAGACGUUCCCGGAGAACUUCCAGUCAGGGAGGGAUCUCUACGAGGUUGUGCCCCGUGCUAGGGCCGAGCAGCUGCUUCGUGACCUUGGCCAGGGCGGUUGGACUACUUUGGAGCAGAGCUUGAAGUGGAACACGGAGGAUCUGGAGUAGUUCAGUCCGCCGAAUCGGCCGCUUAUAUGCUGGCCAGUAGAUUAAGUCUAGGGACUACCAAGUCUAAAGUGGCUGGAGGCUACGGAUAUAGCUUGCGCUCGUGAUAAAAAAUAUAAGAGAAAGUGUAGACAAUAUGAAUCGAAACGAAGAC
Molecule: messenger RNA, 1362 nt
Organism: Microdochium trichocladiopsis
Lineage: Eukaryota; Fungi; Ascomycota; Sordariomycetes; Xylariales; Microdochiaceae
Product: aldehyde reductase
Exons: 2
Coding region: 183-1211 (342 amino acids)
Molecular function (GO): oxidoreductase activity, acting on the CH-OH group of donors, NAD or NADP as acceptor
Source: RefSeq, a predicted model, not a curated record